AGAACUUUCCCGAGAAGCCUCGCGGGGUUUGCUUGUCCGUUUUGCUCUGGCCCGGAGAAGGAGGAGGCGAGGCGUUGCCGCGGCUGGUGGAAACGGGAGCGCUGCGGAGGGGAGGCGGCGAGGCCAGGCCAUGUUCCGCAUCGAGGGGCUGGGGCCCAAGCUGGACCCGGAGGAGCUGAAGCGGAAGAUGCGCGAGGACGUCCUCUCGUCGGUCCGCACAUUCCUCCUCUACGUGGUGGCGCUGCGCAUCGCUCCAUAUAUCUUAAAGAAGCUGGACAGCAUAUGAGAACAGAAAAGCUUCAAAGGUGGCCUGCAGAGAAGACCAAGUUAGACUGUGGUUGGUUUUCAGUGGAAGAGACUGAAAAUUGACAGAGAUCCAAACAUUUCCUACAGAGAGAUGUGGGAAGCUAUAGAAGUGCUGAAAAGCGGGAACAAAUUUUUGUCCCCAUUACUGCCAUGUGUCAGGAUGCUGCUUCUCUGUGUUGGUACACAUGUAUUCUUGUUCAAAAAUUAUGUUCACUUUUGUUUUGGGAAACCUGGUGACUGUAAACAGUGCUUUGCAAUCUCUGAAGUAUUACAGUGAUAUUCUCACUCUGAAUCUUGUUGUGUGAAGCUUUAAUGACUGGAAUAAAGUUGAACAUAGGUUUUAAUUAUAA
Messenger RNA from Varanus komodoensis (Komodo dragon), 656 nucleotides. RefSeq names its product translocase of outer mitochondrial membrane 5 (gene TOMM5). NCBI's taxonomy places the organism in Eukaryota, Metazoa, Chordata, Lepidosauria, Squamata, Varanidae. Bases 131 to 286 code for a protein of 51 amino acids. Gene Ontology annotation, cellular component: mitochondrial outer membrane translocase complex. The transcript has 2 exons. The record is from RefSeq and is a predicted model, not a curated record.